CAAAGUAUCUGAACUGAACUGUCAGAAAAACGUAAACAAGAAGACGGGGUUUCAAUUUGUAAUUUUAUUUUUUUCAAUGUUUAUAUUCAAUAAUGGAGCAAGACGAAUUGUUUUCGAAUUCAGAUGGAUUUAACAUUCGAGAUAUUGCUGAAAUUGAAGACUUUCUAAAUAAUUGUGAUGGAGAUUUUAUGAGAAAACUUGAAGAAGAAUUAACCUCAGUUGACAGUGAUUCUGGAUUACUCAGCGUAGACACCUCAAUUAAGUCCGAAAGCACGUCUCAACCUCAAUCGUCUCCAUAUUCUAGCAAUCCUGGAAAUCCUCUAUUUUCUCAGUUCUCACAUACUGUGAAGAAGUCUCCACAAAGUUCGCCCAGUGCGAAAUCAAGUCCUGUUCAGGGAGUGUAUGCUCGUGAGGAGGGAUACACGUUGCGUCCCAAAACAGAAAAUACGUCAGCACCAGAUGUAAAUAAACAUGGACGGAAAUUGCCUACACAGACUCCCAUGAUUGUACAACAAGUUGUACAAAGUCCUCUAUAUGUAAAUUUAGCCCCUGGUAGCAUUCACCAACUUGCGGAUGGAAGAGGCUCCCUUGUUCAGUUAGAUGGAGUUCAACAAGUAAAACAAACUAACAAAAAUCAACAGCCCAACCAACCUCUACUCAUUCAAAGCAAUGCCAAAGGAGUCACUCCUUUGCUUCUAAAAAGUGAUUCAAACUUUUCUCCAGUGAUAUUGCAGUCAAAUAUAAUUAACUCUGAGACACAAACUUUGAUGUAUACUAAUGCUCCAGUCCAAGCUCAAAACAUAAUAUCUAAUGCAAAGUCGGAAAGCAGACCUAUUCAUACAUUCUUCACCAGUAAUAGCGGACCAGCCCUACUGGCCACAAGUAUACCAGUGGUGCUUGAAGGAGACAAGAUAGCUCUCAGUCAAGCUCCCAAUAGCGGGCCUCCUAAGGUCAAAGAGGUUAAGAGAAGUGCCCACAAUGCGAUUGAAAGAAGAUAUAGGACAAGUAUAAACGACAGGAUUGUAGAGCUUAAGAAUAUGCUAGUUGGUGAAGAUGCUAAGUUAAACAAAUCGGCAAUAUUGCGAAAAACAAUUGAUUACAUUAAGUAUCUACAGAAUCAGAAUGCUAGGCUAAAACAGGAGAACAUGGCUCUCAAGUUGACAUGCCAGAAGUCUGGAGUGAAGGAACCAAUAUUUGAGGGAGGGUAUACACCUCCACACAGCGACAUUUCCUCUCCGUAUCCCUCACCACAUGGUUUGGACAGUGAUUCACCAUCCUCUCCAGAAUUUAAGGUGGAAGAGAAGUAUUCUAAAGUUGUUAUGGGUAUGGGAGACCAUUCACGCUUGGCGUUAUGUGCGUUUAUGGUGGGCCUCAUAGCAUUCAACCCAUUCAGCACAUUCUUUGGAAGUUUCUUGUCAGAGCCCACAUCUGGCGAUUUUUCUGCACGGGUUGAAAACAGACGAAUUUUGGCUGAUAAAAACAAUGGUUGGAUAGAUAGUACUGGAUCUUUAGCAACAUGGUUUUUCAACACUUUCUUUAUUUACCUGGUGAACUUUAUUAUCCUUGGAGGAUGUCUUGUAAAGUUGCUGGUUUAUGGAGACUCUGUGCCUAAAUCACAAUCCAAAGAGGCUGGAUUAUUUUACAAACACAAACAACAAGCUGAAAAUUUUCUUAAAAAGGAUGACAUCACCAAUGCUCAGUUGGAGCUCCAUAGAGCGCUGGCAGUGUGUGGUAAAAGCGUACAAGCCGGCAGCCAAGGCCAUGCAAAGUAUUCUGCGCUGAUAGCUGCCAUCCUCAGGCAAAUACUGCAGCGGUUGCCUUUGGGAGGCUUCCUUGCCCGAAAAGCUGGUGAUUUGUGGAGCGACAGUCCCGCAAGAAGAGCAACUCAGCACUGGGCAGCAGAAGUGGCGGGAGUGUCUCACCGCCUCGCACAACUGGCCAUUUUGUCCUCGGACCGGGGUUGCAGCGAACGCAUCGUUCUGGCGUUGCAAGCUGUCAACUUGGCGGAAGUGGCGGGAAACAGGCAGCUUCUGGCUGACACUUACGUCACGGCCGCACUGGUUUUCAAGGAUUACAUUUCAAAGAUUGGCAAUUGGCUUUGCGGGUACUACUUACAUCGCUGCCGCGUAUCGUGCACGGCGUGGUGGCAGCAGCCGGGCGCGCGGCUGCGCUGGGCGUGCAGCGCGCGCGGCGCCGGCUUCCUGCGGCGCCGGCGCUGGAGCUACGAGCGCGCGCCGCCCGCCGCCGCGCUCUUCAGCCGGCUGCCCGACCCGAAGGACCCGCUGCUUUAUGCUAUGAGGACCUACCACCUGGAGCUGCUGCAGCAGAGCCUGCAGAUGCUGCUGUGCGCGGACGCGCGCAGCAACACGCGCGACGUGCUGGACCUCGUCAAGAUGAUCACCGCCGACGUGUCCACCGACGCGCCACAACACACUGGUUGUUGGGACCCGGUGAUGGAGUGGUGGGCUAACAUCGUGGGUGUGGCCGCCACCUGGCUGUUGGCUGACACCAACAUGGCGGCGGAAAUCGGGAAUAGACUCGACAUGCUGCCCGAGGCUUUGGCUAAUAGCGAAGAUCCACUUCCAGGGGCUCUACACAUGGCAUACAAAAGCAGACGCGGCUUGCUGAGCCUCGCACACUGCAGAGAUGACAAGGCUGUCGAGCGGACGUCUGCUACCAUACUCAAGGUGUGCGAUAUCGCUGGAACCAGACUAGCGGACUCGCUGGCGUAUUAUUGCUGUCGGAAACCAACCCAGUUAAUGAUGCUAAUGCAGGUGUUGUGCUGCGACUGGGUGCUCGAGGUGCGGGCGGGCGUGUGGGAGGCGGCGGACAGCGGGCCCGCGCCGCCGGAGCAGCUGCGGGCCUUCCAGACCGACUUGCAUUCGUUGAGGAGGCUCUCGCAGAAUUUGCCGUGGGUGACGUCCCGUGUGUUCCUGCACUCGGCGGUGUGCCGCAUGAUGGCGGGCGCAGCGCCGCGCCGCACGCAGCUGCUGCUCGACGGCAGUCUGCGGCCGCGCCUCAAUCGCUCUUCUAUCAUCUGUGGGAAAGAGCGCGUGGUGGAGGGCGGGGGUGGGGAGGGCGAGCGCGCGACGGCGCUGUACAUGGCGUGCAAGCACCUGCCGCGCCGCGUGCUGGCCGCGCCGGGCGAGCGCGCCGGCAUGCUGGCGCAGGCGGCCGCCACGCUGCAGCGCAUCGGCCACCGCAGCCGACUGCCGCACUGCUACCAUCUCAUGAAGUCGUUCGGCUCGCUCCCCGCCGCGCCUUAGGUAUUGUAAAUAGAUAAGACUGCGAAAUAACGAACUACAAAGUCACAGAAAACUUCUCUUAAAAAGUAUCUGUGGUUACAUUAAAUCAGAAUUUCAACAUUGUUAUUAUCUCAUGAAGUCCUUCGACUCGAUUACCAAAACAACGCUUCGGUAUACAUCAAUGUUUUUAGUUCCAUGUGAUGGAACUGGAGAGAAAAAAAGUGUAUUUUGUUAUAUUAAAUGAGAAUGUCAACACAGUUACCAUCUCAUGAAGUACUUUGGCUAUCUCCCGGGUGUAUUUGCUAAUAAUUUGCGAUGUGCCGCUGAGAAUUCUCUAUUGUGAGAUUUUUUUCCCUUGAGAAUUUUUACAGAUUUCCAAAAUUUACGAUCUUAAGAAAAUAUUAAAACUUCUCCUGUGUAAGUGUGCGUCGGAUGACCUCGAACAAAUAUCUAAUACAAAAUUUAAAACAACACAGGCGUUACGUCUUUGUUUGGUUUUGGCUCUGUUGCCAAUGUUUUUUAAUAGUAAUAAUAGAAAGCGAAGAUUUCUAACACAAAUAUGUUUUUGGCCGCAAUCAAUAUUUUGAUAACUUAAUACUUUAUUAUUCUACGUACAUUGAUUUGAAAGAUCACAACGUUGGUUUGUUUGCUUCUAAUUGAAAUAUUAUUGAAAAUUAUUUUUUUGCUCUCAGUUUAAUUAGGUUUUAUUAUAGUGUAGUUUUAUAUUAAUAUAAAAUUGAUUACCACGGGCAAAGCAGUAAUUUUUAGUGUGAUAUAAUUUUGUCAGGACAUAUUUAUAAAGUUUCAUUUCCGUAGCUACCGUCAUCCAUUUCAGUGUUCUUGUAUGUGACAUCUUUUGUUAAGUUUUAAGUGUAAUUAUUCGAGAAUAAAUGUAAUAUUAAUUUAUGUAAGUAUGGAUUAGUAAUUAAGAAUAAAUUAUUUUUAAGAGGUUUACUAUAGUUGAAUUAAGUUAUAAAGCAGUAUAUUUUGCUCUGAUGUUUCAUUUCAUAUAGUGUUACUGUUUCUUAAUUAUAAAUUAAGAAUUAGCUUUGAGAAAUUAGUUGUAAGAUAUAUGCAAAUAAAAUGUUUAUUUGUUAAUACAAAA
Messenger RNA from Plodia interpunctella (Indianmeal moth), 4350 nucleotides. It is a transcript of the gene SREBP, whose product is annotated as Sterol regulatory element binding protein. The record is from RefSeq and is a predicted model, not a curated record. Gene Ontology annotation, cellular component: nucleus. Gene Ontology annotation, biological process: regulation of transcription by RNA polymerase II. The coding region runs from base 93 to 3266 and encodes 1057 amino acids. Gene Ontology annotation, molecular function: protein dimerization activity; DNA-binding transcription factor activity, RNA polymerase II-specific; RNA polymerase II cis-regulatory region sequence-specific DNA binding. The transcript is spliced from 16 exons. NCBI's taxonomy places the organism in Eukaryota, Metazoa, Arthropoda, Insecta, Lepidoptera, Pyralidae.